This is a messenger RNA of Cotesia congregata, 1185 nucleotides long. NCBI's taxonomy places the organism in Eukaryota, Metazoa, Arthropoda, Insecta, Hymenoptera, Braconidae. The record is from the annotation of a GenBank genome assembly.
AUGAAGGAGACUUUACUUCCUGUGAGCUUCUUUAUCCUGAAGUGCAUUGGACUGUGGCAGCCGGUACACUGGAAGGGAUUUAAAACUUUACUCUAUUCACUGUUUACGGGGUUUAGUUUUGUCAUAUUGUUUACCGAUACUGGCUGUCAGAUCGUCGAUUGUUUCGUUACCUGCAAAACUGUCGCCGAUUAUGCGGACCACUCUUUCAUCCUGCUGACCAUGAUCGGGAUUUGUAUUAAAAUGGGCAGCAUUAUUAAGAACCGUAAUAGGAUUGUCGAGUUGAUUGAGAGACUACAGACCGGCGCCUUUCAGGAUAAAAAUCCGGUUGAGGAAAGGAUUUUGAAGGAGUUUGAUAGUAUUAUGAAAUGGAGAACAAUAUUAUUCGGUAUCUUCGUCCAAAUGGGAACAGUCAAUCUGAUAAUAUCGUCAGCGCUAUAUUUAGCACCUCACCGAAUAACAAUAACAAAAUUGUACCUGCCGUGGGACACAAAGACACUUGAGGGGUACUGGACAGCGUGGGUGUUGCAAGCGAUUUCCCGGUUCUUCGGUGGGCCUGUAAACGUGGCUUGCGACAGUCUAGUUUCCGGAGUAAUGUACCGAGCAUCCGCGCAGUUCAAGAUCCUGGCGAGUCGACUCCGCGGAUUCCUUCUCGAGCCUCAAUAUUCAGAGGAGAAUAAUAACAAUAAUAAAAAUGUUAAAUACGAUUAUCAUAGAGUGGAAAAACACGAAGCGGAGAAAAUGGCCGAAUUGGUGAAAGAACACCUGGAGAUUAUACAGAUUAUUACAAUGCUCAACGAUAUCUUUGGGUUCGUUAUUUUCAUGCAGUACUGCGUUAGUUCCACAGUCCUCUGCGUUACGGUCUUCGUCUUCGCUCAGGUCAGACAAUUUGACACUCAUUGUGCUAUGAUGAUUACUUACACUGGAUGUCUAUAUUUCCAAAUUUAUCUUCUUUGCUCCGCUGGAACUCAGAUGACUUCUCAGAGUCAAAAAUUUGUAUCGUACAUUUAUACAUUUGACUGGAAUGAAUUGACGGUAAAAACCAAAAAAAGUUUAUUGAUAAUGAUGAUAAGAUGUCAUCGACCGCUAAAAUUUCGCACUUGGAGUAUGAUCGAACUAUCUAUUGAAUCAUUCAGCCAGAUUGUCAAAUUUUCUUACUCUGCUUACAAUGUCCUCGCUCAGUCACAA